This is a messenger RNA of Myripristis murdjan (pinecone soldierfish), 1570 nucleotides long. RefSeq names its product RAS (RAD and GEM)-like GTP-binding 1 (gene rem1). The record is from RefSeq and is a predicted model, not a curated record. Lineage: Eukaryota; Metazoa; Chordata; Actinopteri; Holocentriformes; Holocentridae. The transcript is spliced from 5 exons. Gene Ontology annotation, cellular component: plasma membrane. Bases 128 to 1171 code for a protein of 347 amino acids. Gene Ontology annotation, molecular function: GTP binding; calcium channel regulator activity; GTPase activity. Gene Ontology annotation, biological process: negative regulation of high voltage-gated calcium channel activity.
AGACAGAGAGAGACGGAGAGAGACAGAGGGAGAGGGAGUUUGUUCAGUUUUGUUCUGGAUUGAAGUUGGAUGGGAAGAGACCAUUCAGGGGUUCUGAGGCCCGUCCUGAUGCUGUUACCAUAGCAACAUGACCCUCAACACCCAGAGAGAGAAGGAGCCUCUGCAGCGCCGAGCCAGCACCCCCGUCCCCUCCGCCCACUUCCAUCAGCACCCGCCCUGGGCACGGGAUGCCCAGCAGCCGGCCGCCGGCGGCACCCCGCCCGGCCCCGCCACGUCCCACACCCAGUCCUCCCAGUCCAGUGAACCGAAGUCCUCUCAAUCCUCCCAGUCCUCCCAGCCCAGCGAACCCCAGUCCUCCCAGUCCCAGGAUCAGCCCCAGUCCUCCCAGUGCUCCCGGCCCCAGCGCAGUCACCCUCCGCUGGGCCAGUCGGCGUCCUACCACCCCGGAGACAAGUCGCUCCUGUAUCGCGCCCACUGGAGCUCCGACUCGGACGACGACUCGCAGAGCGACUCAGACUGUGUUUACCGUGUGGUGUUGCUAGGCGACCAUGGUGUCGGCAAAACCAGUCUGGCGGGAAUCUUCGCCGGGGUGACGGACAAGGACGAGCAGUCUGCAGACACAUAUGAACGGACGCUGACAGUUGAUGGAGAGGAGACAACGCUCAUCGUCAUGGACACCUGGGAGAGUGACACUCAGGAAGCGGAGCAGGAUCGCUGUUUGAAAGUAGGAAGUGCUUACGUCAUCGUUUACUCCGUCACUGAUCGCUCCAGCUUCGACUCGGCCGCUGAGCUGCGCAUCACGCUGCGCCGCGCCCGCCAGGCCGAGAACCUUCCCAUCAUCCUCGUGGGCAACAAGAGCGACUUGGUCCGAUCCAGGGAGGUCGCCGUGGAAGAGGGCCGAGCGUGUGCAGUGGUGUUUGACUGUAAGUUCAUUGAGACGUCGGCGUCUCUGCAGCAUAACGUCACCGAGCUGUUCGAGGGUGUCGUCCGACAGAUCCGCCUCCGCCGAGAUGGAACUGAGGUCAUCCAACGCCGCCACUCCAUCUACAAACGCAAAGAGAGUCUUACCCAGAAGGCCCGGCGGUUCCUGGACCGGCUGGUGGCCCGGAACAACCAGCGCAUGGCCGUCAAGGUCCGGUCCAAGAGCUGCCACGACCUGGCGGUGCUCUAAAGGAACCUCGCUUUGACCCUGGUUCUCCAGCAGGAACCUUUCCUCAAAGCGGGUUCAGGAGGAGACAGGGGUCAGCAUUCAAUGUUACUAACUGGAUCUCCACAUAUGACCGCUGAACUGAUGCUUGUGACUGUGCGUGACCUUUGACCUUUGACUUUUUAACUGUUUCCACGCAGUGUCUCCCUCAGGGCCGGCGCCCCAUUGGCUGACCUCACUGACAUACAGGAGACUGAAAUCUAAUUGGUUGUUUUGAUGGGGAUGGGCGUGUCCUGGUAGAUGAUGACCACAGCAGAUGCCUGCACAUGAUUUAGACCAGUGGUGUUCAAAGUGGGGGCCGCGGACCCCGAGGGGCCCUGGACGCCCCCUGAGGAAUAGUUUAAAUACUUCUGAAAGUCGUCU